GAAGACAUUAAAGCGGGAUAUAUCAUCCUCAUGAAUCGUGAUUUUCUAAAUGACCUUUGUGUCGCGGCUGAGAAAGACUAAACAGUCGAAAUCCCACAUCCAACCACCCAUCAAAGCUAACGUCUUUUGAUUGCCAAAAGGCUCCUAAAGCAGAGAAGCCUCGCAGAUUGAUAAUGGCUUUUAUAUAAAUGCAGCGUGGGUUUCGAGUGGGAUUCACGUAUCCACAUGCACAUUCGCUAAUCCCAGGGCUCUGCUCCUCCUCGUCAGCAUCUCGCCUUCUCUCUCUCUCUCUCUGUUUCCCUCAAUGGAAGGUGACGAGAUUCUGUGUUAGGCUUGGGUUCACUUUCGUCCCUUAAAGCCAAGAGAUCGUUUUUUGAUCGGCAAAGUGGAAAAGAUUUGGUCUUGCAGCUGCUCUCGCUCUCUCCCCCAAGGGUGGAUUAUUGAGAAAGGAAGUGAGUGCUCCUGUUUGCAUAUUGUUCUUCAAGCACAUCGCACUCAUAUUAAAAACAUGAAUGCGUUAGCAGCUACCAAUAGGAACUUCAAGCUAGCGGCUCGGCUGUUGGGGUUGGACUCUAAGCUUGAGAGGAGCUUGCUUAUUCCUUUUAGAGAAAUCAAGGUUGAGUGUACUAUUCCCAAAGAUGAUGGAACACUGGCUUCCUAUGUCGGAUUCAGGGUUCAGCAUGACAAUGCUAGGGGCCCGAUGAAGGGAGGAAUCAGAUACCACCCAGAGGUUGACCCAGAUGAGGUGAAUGCUUUGGCUCAAUUGAUGACAUGGAAGACAGCAGUAGCAAAUAUACCGUAUGGCGGAGCUAAAGGUGGCAUAGGAUGUGACCCUGCAGGAUUGAGCAUUUCUGAGCUGGAACGCCUCACCAGAGUUUUCACCCAGAAAAUACACGACCUGGUUGGAGUCCACACUGAUGUUCCAGCACCUGAUAUGGGAACGGGUCCUCAGACGAUGGCAUGGAUUCUGGAUGAGUACUCGAAAUUUCAUGGCUACUCCCCUGCGGUAGUGACUGGAAAACCGAUUGAUCUUGGUGGAUCUCUGGGGAGAGAUGCAGCUACUGGAAGAGGAGUUCUUUUUGCAACUGAGGCCCUGCUGAACGAAUACGGAAAGAGCAUCUCUGGGCAGCGGGUUGUUAUACAGGGUUUCGGUAAUGUGGGUUCAUGGGCUGCCCAACUCAUCAGUGAGAGUGGUGGAAAAGUCGUAGCUGUAAGUGACAUUACAGGAGCCAUCAAGAACAGCAACGGAAUUGACAUUCCGGCCCUACUCAAGCAUGUCAAGGAAACAAAGGGAGUCAGAGGUUUCCACGGUGCUGACGUGAUAGAUCCCAAGUCAAUAUUGGUUGAAGAUUGCGACGUUCUCAUUCCCGCCGCCCUAGGUGGUGUCAUAAACAGGGAAAAUGCAAAUGACAUCAAGGCCAAGUUUAUCAUUGAAGCGGCUAACCAUCCGACUGACCCUGAGGCCGAUGAGAUCUUAGCGAAGAAAGGCGUGGUCAUCCUUCCCGACAUAUAUGCAAACUCUGGUGGAGUUACCGUCAGUUACUUUGAGUGGGUCCAGAACAUACAAGGUUUCAUGUGGGAUGAAGAGAAGGUGAACGAUGAGCUGCGGACCUACAUGACCAAGGGCUUCAAGGCGGUGAAAGAGAUGUGCAAGACCCACGCCUGCGAUCUCCGCAUGGGCGCCUUCACUCUCGGGGUCAACCGCGUUGCCCGGGCCACGGUCCUCCGGGGCUGGGAGGCCUGAAGAUUUGCUGCCCACCCGAAAUAAGGAAAAAGACAGGAGGCUCUGCUUCAUAUUCAAGCUCUUUUGAAUUGCCAUCUUCUUGAUAUUUUGUCAGUGGUUUUAUUUUGCUGUGAUUUGUGUUUUUGACUUCAUCUGAGACUCUGAGCGAGAGUGAGGAGAUCAAAUUCGGUUGUACUUUUGCCUGCUAUGAUCACUAGAGUAGCAAGGUUCAUUCCCACUCUAAUAAUGCCUGGAUAGAUCACGAAGUAAUUUGCAAUUGCGGGACAGGCGAAGAAAAUUCCAUUCGGGUAACUGUUUUAACUGUCAAUAAUGUUUAGAAUUGACAUGCUCUCCGUUGGUAGUA
Eucalyptus grandis is the source of this 2087-nucleotide messenger RNA. RefSeq names its product glutamate dehydrogenase 1. The transcript has 12 exons. The coding region runs from base 509 to 1744 and encodes 411 amino acids. Gene Ontology annotation, biological process: L-glutamate catabolic process. Gene Ontology annotation, molecular function: L-glutamate dehydrogenase (NAD+) activity. Gene Ontology annotation, cellular component: mitochondrion. NCBI's taxonomy places the organism in Eukaryota, Viridiplantae, Streptophyta, Magnoliopsida, Myrtales, Myrtaceae. The record is from RefSeq and is a predicted model, not a curated record.